UUCUGAGCCUAUAAAUGUGGCACUUGUUUCAUUCAUCACUUCAUAUCAGAAGCCAUUUCAAAGAGAGAAAAAAGAAGAAAGAAAUACACAAUGGCAGGAAUCAUGCACAAGAUUGAGGAGACUCUGAACAUUGGAGGCAAGAAAGAUGAGCGCAAGGGUGAGACACAAGGUGGGUACAACCAACAGGAUCACAGGGACGGUGCACAAGGUCAGCGCAAGGAAGGGUUUGUUGACCAGAUGAAGGACAAGAUCCCGGGGGGAGGCGGAGGCGUGCACAAGGGGGAGACACAAGGUGGGUACAACCACCAAGAGCAAGGUGGGUACAACCAACAACAGCACAGGGGCGGCGCACAAGGUGAGCGCAAGGAAGGGUUUGUUGCCCAGAUGAAGGACAAGCUCCCGGGCGGUGGCGGUGGCAUGACGCAAGGUGGGUACAACCAACAAGAGCACAGGGGCGGCGCACAAGGUGGGUACAACCAACAGGAUCACAGGGGCGCCGCACAAGGUGAGCGCCAGGAAGGGUUUGUUGGCCAGAUGAAGGACAAGCUCCCGGGCGGGGGCGGUGGCGGUGGCAUGACGCAAGGUGGGUACAACCAACAAGAGCACAGGGGCUGCGCACAAGGUGAGCGCCAGGAAGGGUUUGUUGGCCAGAUGAAGGACAAGCUCCCGGGCGGGGGCGGGGGCGAUGGCGGUGGCAUGACGCAAGGUGGGUACAACCAAAAAGAGCACAGGGGCGGCGCACAAGGUGAGCGCCAGGAAGGGUUUGUUGGCCAGAUGAAGGACAAGCUCCCGGGCGGUGGCGGUGGCGGUGGCAUGACGCAAGGUGGGUACAACCAACAAGAGCACAGGGGCGGCGCACAAGGUCAGCGCAAGGAAGGGUUUGUUGGCCAGAUGCAGGACAAGAUCCUGGGCGGUGGCGGUGGCGGUGGCGGUGGCAUGACGCAAGGUGGGUACAACCAACAAGAGCACAGGGGCGGCGCACAAGGUCAGCGCAAGGAAGGGUUUGUUGGCCAGAUGAAGGACAAGAUCCCUGGCGCUGGCGGUGGCGGAGGCGGUGGCGGUGGCAUGACGCAAGGUGGGUACAAUCAACAAGAGCACAGGGGCGGCGCGCAAGGUCAGCGCAAGGAAGGGUUUGUUGACAAGAUCAAGGGCAAGAUCCCGGGGGGUGGCGGUGCUAGUGGUGUCGGUGGCAUGACGCAAGGUGGGUACAAUCAACAAGAUCACAGGGGCGGCGCGCAAGGUGUGCGCAAGGAAGGGUUUGUUGACAAGAUCAAGGGCAAGAUCCCGGGGGGUGGCGGUGCUAGUGGUGUCGGUGGCAUGACGCAAGGUGGGUACAAUCAACAAGAUCACAGGGGCGGCGCGCAAGGUGUGCGCAAGGAAGGGUUUGUUGACAAGAUCAAGGGCAAGAUCCCGGGGGGUGGCGGUGCUAGUGGUGUCCGUGGUGUAGGAGGAGAGAAAUAG
Messenger RNA from Populus trichocarpa (black cottonwood), 1461 nucleotides. RefSeq names its product glycine-rich cell wall structural protein 1.8. Lineage: Eukaryota; Viridiplantae; Streptophyta; Magnoliopsida; Malpighiales; Salicaceae. The coding region runs from base 91 to 1461 and encodes 456 amino acids. Gene Ontology annotation, molecular function: metal ion binding. The record is from RefSeq and is a predicted model, not a curated record. The transcript is spliced from 6 exons.